This is a messenger RNA of Protopolystoma xenopodis, 612 nucleotides long. NCBI's taxonomy places the organism in Eukaryota, Metazoa, Platyhelminthes, Monogenea, Polystomatidea, Polystomatidae. The record is from the annotation of a GenBank genome assembly.
AUGUUGAUCCAGGCUGAUGAAGGUGAGUACUUUGCCGCCAUCCCUCGUUCGAUUAGCAUGUCUUCUGCAGGAGUGGACUCUCCUCAGAUCGCUAUUCUAAGUCGAGAUACAAGCGAAAUUGAUUUUUUGACUGCCCAGGAAGAAUUCAAUUGGCAAACUAGCGUCUCCGAACGAGGAGCUGCACAAUUGCACUCUGAACCUCGAGUGCGUCAUACUGGCAUGACUGAAACUUGUAAUCACUGCCAACUCAACUAUUCGUCUGUUUCGCAGAUACCAAAAGAGGUGGCGCAUAAACAUUAUUCUGAAAAACAAGCGGUUCAGGAAACUGCUAAGCGAGAAACAGCAAGUUCCGACGAUGAGCUAAAGACCGAAAACCUAGUCGGACGCUACUCCUCUGGACUAGGCUAUGGUAUGAGCCUCAGCUUCAACUCAGUGAAUCUUAUAGAAGUAGCUUGUUCUGAUCUCCUAACAGAUGCCCCAACACCACGUAAUUCUAUGCACUCUAGUUCUCGAAAUUCCACUCUGGAGCCUACAGAUGGCAUGACAAUGGAAAACUCCUCAUCCAUGGUGCAGCUGCUAAAGAAACUGUUUAUACCAAUACCGAAAGGUUAG